This is a messenger RNA of Hylaeus anthracinus, 471 nucleotides long. RefSeq names its product probable GH family 25 lysozyme 3. The record is from RefSeq and is a predicted model, not a curated record. The transcript has a single exon. The coding region runs from base 1 to 471 and encodes 156 amino acids. Lineage: Eukaryota; Metazoa; Arthropoda; Insecta; Hymenoptera; Colletidae.
AUGGACAAUUCCCGUUCAUGGAUUUACUACCUAGUCAUAGUCGUUGUGAUCAUCGUGAUCAUCGCCUUGAUUUGGUAUUUCGCGGCUAACGGUUCAAACAGCAGCGGCGGCGGUGGCAACAGCAGCAAAGGCAACGGCAACGGCGGCGGCAGCAAUACCAGCAGCGGCGGAACCGGAACCGCUAACGGUGGUACAGCCUCCAGCAGUCGUCCGCAAACCACCUUGAUGGGCAAAGCGUUGACAAUGUUUGGAUUGGGUACAAACGAGCCGAGCAACAGCGGCAGCGGACAUUGCAACAGUCCGCAACAACAAGCAAAGCCAGCGGCUGCGGCUUCCACGUCAACGACGGCACAACCAACCGCAGCUUCUUCCUCUGCGGCGGCACCCGCGACAGCAGCUCCAGCCGCCGCCAACCCUGCGAAAAAAGACGAAGUAGCAGCUGGUAACGGUAACAGCUCCGCCAAAGCUUAA